Vicia villosa (hairy vetch) is the source of this 1404-nucleotide messenger RNA. Its product is annotated as phosphoenolpyruvate carboxylase 4-like. Bases 424 to 915 code for a protein of 163 amino acids. The record is from RefSeq and is a predicted model, not a curated record. The transcript is spliced from 6 exons. Gene Ontology annotation, molecular function: phosphoenolpyruvate carboxylase activity. NCBI's taxonomy places the organism in Eukaryota, Viridiplantae, Streptophyta, Magnoliopsida, Fabales, Fabaceae. Gene Ontology annotation, biological process: tricarboxylic acid cycle; carbon fixation. Gene Ontology annotation, cellular component: cytosol.
AUGAAAAAAAUUUCUCUUCAACUUUUUCACAAAACCCAUUUUUCAAUCAACAAGUUUUCAUCGCAUGCAUUUCAAGAAAUCCUUUUCCACUGCAUUUCGCGUUUCGAGGGUUUCCAUCGCAUGCAUUUCGAAGUUUGAAGCUCUCUCCUGUGACGAAGUUCGAACUAAAUCCAAGUGUUUUGACACCCUUCCGUGACGAAGCUCUCUUCUUCUCCACACUCGUUCAGACACCCUUCUGUGACGAAGCUCUCUUCUUCUCCAUCACCGCUCAUUUGCUCACUCGCUCACUCUCACUUCACCGAAGCUAAGAGGAAACCAAUUCGUACUGACGAUAACAAGCUGAGAGGAAACCAUUUCACAGUGGCGACAUUGCAUCUUUUAGAUUAUAAUGACCGACCUGAUCUUGGCCAUGAAGAUCGAGAAAUGGUGAUUGAAGAUCUGGUAAGAGAGAUAACUUCAAUAUGGCAGACAGAUGAGCUUAGACGUCAGAAACCUACUCCAGUUGAUGAAGCUAGAGCUGGAUUGAAUAUUGUGGAGCAGUCGCUGUGGAAAGCUGUUCCUCAUUAUUUACGUCGAGUCAGCAAUGCUUUAAAGAAGCACACAGGGAAACCACUUCCAUUGACUUGUACUCCCAUAAAGUUUGGGUCUUGGAUGGGAGGUGAUAGAGAUGGAAACCCAAAUGUGACAGCAAAUCAUGUUUAUUUAUGUCUAUUCAUUUAUUUGCAUAUCAUGUUUUUAAUGACAUGUUUUUUUUGUGAAGCAAAUGGUGAAUCUGAUCAUCCAAGACUCGACAUUCCGGGACCUGAUUACAAACAACUCAAUCACAAGGAUGGUAAGACUUCAACUACAAAUGUGAGUAAUGCUGGAAGUUCCAAUAGCCAUUCACGACAACUUUGUUCACUGACAACUUUGUAGAUAAUACACAUGUAGAAAAUUGUUCACGACAACUUUGUUGAGGCAGUCAAGUUUGUAUUGGUUUUCCUCUUUUCCCUGUUGUCUAUAUUGCUUUGGCUUUAGUACUUAGUGGUUAGGCUGAUUUUUGUAGUCAGUACACUUGUCUAUCAAUGCCAACAUAAUACAUCAUUAUAAUUUCCAAUUUUCUAUUUUUAGUUAAAGGGAUAUAUUAGGACACUUGUAUAUUGCUGCCACAUUAUACACUAUUAUGUAAUGAAUGACUGUAAAUGUAUGUGAAGUGAUUGUUGAAAUGGCAAGUUUGCCGAGGUUAUCAAAUCUGUUUUGGCUUCCUCUUUUCCAUGUUGUCUAAACUCAAAAUGGCUGACUAAUUAAUUUAUUGUUGUUCUGACAUUACACUUAGUACUUGUCUAUUGCAGCCAACAUAAUACAAUAUUCUAAUCAAUAUCGAAAUAUGUGUGCACAAGAAAUUGUAUAACAUUAAUUAACUUA